Molecule: messenger RNA, 4253 nt
Organism: Scophthalmus maximus (turbot)
Lineage: Eukaryota; Metazoa; Chordata; Actinopteri; Pleuronectiformes; Scophthalmidae
Product: myeloid-associated differentiation marker-like protein 2
Exons: 2
Coding region: 1235-2167 (310 amino acids)
Cellular component (GO): membrane
Source: RefSeq, a predicted model, not a curated record
GAAAGCACGGGGUCAGACAUGUCACCUCAUUCCACAGGGUCUGUAAUGUGUCUGCAUGCCCCGACUCCACGCCCAACCACAUGUACACGUCCCUCCAACACUGGUGACGAGGGCCCAACCCUGAAUAACUUCCAUUCUGGUCCGGCUGACAGGAAGCGCCCCCUCCUCACAGCACAGGGAGGGACAGUGAAGACGGAGAAAGUGUGUGUGUGAGAGAAAGUAGGAGGAUGAGAGCUGAUAUCGGAGGCGAGUCGAUGGUGUCUUAGGCUGACACGUGUUCGUACAACAGGAGAUACAGACCGUAUCUGGACAAAUGAUCUUUGAAGAUUCAUUCGGAGAUCCCGAGUCUGGACCGGAGUCAGGAUUUCAUUUGAAGCGCCCGUCGGAGCAGGUUCUGACGUGGCUUCGUAGGAGUUAACUACAAGACUCAACUCGACUGACAACCUCUGGACAAACACCGUGGACUUAAAGGAUCUACAGCUUUUCAUCAAUUCAGCAGCUAGAAUCAGCCUGGAGUUCCAGCUGUGGUCUUCCGUGGUCUGCUGGCUGCAGGGUAUCUGUGAACGAUGUGUCAAGUGUGAUCUCUCGGGCUGACAGGUGAGUGCAUGUGCCCGCCUCACAAAGAGAGAUUUCUCUUUCCCUGUGUCUCACAUACUUUACUCUGAAUCAGAGAGUCCCCACAAGGUCAGUAAACACAGCAGAGGUACUCUGCCGGGGGCGACAGCAACACAAGAAGUCAAGUGACUGAGCAUCCAGAGAUCCCUCGACCUGAGCGUCAAAGACACUGGAAACCUCGACAUUGUCCGAGCGGAGAGGCGGAGACGUUCGUGUGCGACCGGGGGAGAAGCUUGACUUUGGUUUAUUCCCAGGACUAUUACAGUCUUGUGACUUCAUCUGAAGGGUGACUGAGCAAAACUGAAAGACGAGAUCACAGACAGGCUGAAGCUGCGAGAGGCUGCUGCGUGGGAGAAGUGAGGUCAAAAGGAGCCGGGGAUAACUUUGAAAUCUAUCAGUUCUUUAGGGUCUGAGAUUCAUUUAUAUGGUUUAGCUGCUUCAGCUUGACUGACGUCAUCAAGACGCCGGAGAAGAUCAGAGGAUUUUGCCUAAAACCUGAAACUUUGAACUGGUUGGACUCCGAACUCCACAUCAUCCUCUGCUGUGCUACUACUGGACACUCAGAAAGGAGUCACCUCUUGAGGAUCUCACUGUAGAACUCUCCUGCACCCACCCGGUCAUGGAUUCUCCGGGUGGUCCGUACCUCAACAGGAAGGCCCUCUGCUCACCCCUGGGUGCUGCCCGACUCUGUCAGUUGGCUAUGGGCUGUGCUGUGAUUGCCAUGGUAACCCACAGCGCUGGCUACAGCGGUUCGCAUGGCGUGUUCUGCAUGGCGGCGUGGUGCUUCUGCUUCGCCAUGUCCGUGGUGGUGUUCUUUCUGGAUGCCACGCGUCUGCACAGCUGCCUCCCCGUGUCCUGGGACAACCUGACGGUCACGUGUGCCGCCUUCGCGACGCUCAUGUAUGUGACAGCCUCCGUGGUCUACCCACUCUUCUUUGUUCGAAUCGAGUGCCCCUACGCCGGCUGUCAUGUCCGAGAUUUCCGCAUCGCUGUCACCGUCUGCUCCAUCCUGGGCACUCUGGCCUACGGAGCCGAGGUGGCUUUGUGCCGAGCCAGGCCGGGCCAGGCUGUCGUGGGCUACAUGGCCACCGUCUCGGGCCUCCUCAAAGUCGUGCAGGGCUUUGUUGCCUGCAUCAUCUUCGGAGCUCUGGCCAAUGGGAGCGAGUACUCCCGAUAUGCCGCAACAAUCUACUGCGUUGUCGUCUACGUUCUCUGCUUCGCUCUGACUGCACUGGUGGUCAUAAUGACCGUGUGCGGCCGGACCAAAGCGCUGCGCUGCAUGCCCUUUGACCGCUUUGCGGUGGUGUGCACCCUCCUGGAAGUUCUGCUCUACCUGAGUGCAUCGGUGGUGUGGCCGGUGUUCUGCUUUGACACUAAAUAUGGGUCCCCCGGGAGACCGUCGUCGUGUCCGAGGGGGAGGUGUCCGUGGGAUAGCAAGGUUGUGGUGGCAGUGUUUUCUUUCGUCAACUUUGGACUGUACUUGGUGGACCUCAUCUACUCCCAGAGGAUCAGAUUUGUUUCCUCGCGUGUGCCCACUAACGCACGGGUGUAGCACCACGUGGAACCAUCAUCUGACAUCGCUGGCUUCACCAGUUUAAGUUAUUCAUACGCUUCAAUUUUUGUGAUUUUUGUGAGUGCAUUUAUUUGGUGUUGAAAAAGAGAAAUGGACAUGAGGCCCAGGACAUCACUGGUACUGCACGUGGUAUGCCACUGAGGCCCCCAGACACCCAAAAUUAAAUCUGAAAGUACUGUGGAAUGUGAACAAUGAAUUUUACCAUUACGACCCCUCUGCCGCACCCCAUUGAGGUGACACCUCAUCCCUCGAGCUGACCCCUUCUGCCCUCUGAGUUAUUUGGGGGAGCAGGCACCCUCAACAAAACAACCAGGGCCCAAUCCUCAUCAAACAUGACACUGUCUUUGUUCUUGGCCCGUGGCACAACACACAAUUACCUGCCAUUCAUACUGCAUUUCCAUUCAAAUAACACAUAAAAGUCUUAAAUAUAAAUAGCAAAUCUGACAUUGGCACCUGUGGCAUCCCUGCCAUCUGCAAACCCCACACCAGCGAUCUACGGACCCUCCCCAAGCUGCCAAAAAUACACAUGAGCUGUCUGCGCUCAUACUGAAGCUGUGAGGCAGCACUUAUUAGAGGCUGGCGUCUUUAGAGCCUCUCUAUGAAAUGCUUUAUCCAGUCAAUGAUAAAGAGAAACACCUUUAUCAAAAACCAAACAUCUCUCCAAUGCUCAGAUGACCUGCAGUUUGUGGUGACCGAGUUUGAAAACACAGCAACAUUCACAAUUGCACAAUUUAGAACAUGGUUAGUGUGACCCAGGAACGUUUUCACCAAAGAUGGUAAAUAUGACCUGACGUGUCCUUGACUAACAGAUCUGAUGCCAAAAGGGUUUUUUUCUUUCCAUUUCCUACAUUUACACUGGCAGUUGAAAAUGAUCUGUGUGGUUUAGGGAUAUUGUCUAGUCUAGUCAAGUGUAUUGUCACACAAAUGGGUGAAAUUAGUAAUGUGUCACAGUCAUAACCCUGCAGAGAUUUAUCACAAUGAUUCUACACUUUUGUGUCAGAGUUUCUGCUUUAAUUCUUCUUCAUUUUUUUUAUCUUUGCGGCACGCAACUCACCCAUCACACCCUACAACCUGUAGCUGUUUUUGUUGAAAAUGCUUUCGUAAAUCGACUGUGCACUACCCCUGCUCAUCACCAAACAGAUAACGUUUAAAAGACUAGCUGGUGAACAGAAGAAUUUAGCAGCAGAGGUACAACUGAGCUACGCCCAAAGUUCAUCUGAGUAUGCAGACGUUCAUUUGUUCAGUGUAACGCACAACCUGUGUGAUGACGGGCGGAGGUUCAUAAACGAGAUUCUUCACUGCAGGGUUUUUCUGUUUGUAUGCAGCAGGUGCAGUUAGUUCGUGGUGUGUCUUGUGGGUAUGCUUCACUUUUUCACGGUCACUUGCAUCACUUCUGCCAAGUUCAGGUUCAGGGCACGAUGUCUAGUCAAUCUGAGUGCAUGACCCAACAGACCAUCAAGCUGGUCCUCCAUCAUAAAUUUGCGAGACAGUGUGACUUUCUAUCCUGUUAUUGGAGCAGGAGAGACAGGGGCCUCUCUGGCUUGUCCCCAGAAAUAAAACAGAAGAGGGGAUCUGAUCGCUCACUCCAUCUUUGUUCUCUUACCCUUGAUUUCUCUCUCUCUCUCUCUCUCUCUCCCUCUCUCUUUAAUUCCAUCUGCAACAACAGACAGUCACCUCCUCCUCUGUUUCCUCUCCAUCCUUCAUUCCUCACCGCUUUGAUCUUUGGUCAUCGCUCUUAUCCAGGAUCAAUGUGUUCCCGUCACAUCUGCGAGUGCUAUGGAUGUAUUAUAUUAAGUCCUCGGGAGCCACUUGGGCCUCAGCAUACAUCUACCGAACCCGUCUCGGUGCUCAACAGCAAAUCCAGCACCAGGUGGCUCCUCUCGUAUCCGAAUCUGUGUUGAGACCACAGAAAGCGUCACAGUGUGUCUCCGCGUGAUUAGGGCCAUCGUGACAGUUUUUGUGCAUUAUGUACAUACAGAAAGAGCAGAUGAGCAGUUUAUAAGUGGAUUAAUGUAAACUGUUGUUUUUUUGCAGCAAUAAAUAACUUUGAGUUAUUGAAUUUUUA